This is a messenger RNA of Homarus americanus (American lobster), 1438 nucleotides long. RefSeq lists its product as uncharacterized. Lineage: Eukaryota; Metazoa; Arthropoda; Malacostraca; Decapoda; Nephropidae. The record is from RefSeq and is a predicted model, not a curated record. The coding region runs from base 233 to 1105 and encodes 290 amino acids. The transcript has 8 exons.
UUAACCUAACCUAAUCGUCUUGUGGAAGGGAAAAUAUCGCAUAAAACAGACGAUCGUUUAUAACUACGAUGGAAAUCGUCCGAGUAGGAUGACACAGUGUGAGGGAGGAGGUGUGGUGGUGGAGGAGGGCAGGUGUGUCACUCCCACACCCGCCUCACUACUUAAACCAAAAUCAUAAACAACUACGAGCUACACAGAGCAAGAAGAGUGAGACAAGACACUUAACGGGACUAUGAAGGUGCUGCUACUAGUCGGGGUACUGCUUGCUGCCCACGUCUACUGCCUCCUGGCUGACCCUUACAUAUACAGUGUUGAAGAAAUCUAUGAGGUCGACUACUUUGACUAUGAGGAAGACGAUGCAGAGGCAGAGGAGGAGUGGCGGGUGGAGGACCUGGACGAAGAAAGUGUCGGCUGGAUUGGUAACAUCAUCAGGGACGCCAUUAUAGAUAUACUGGAGGAUAUAAGGGAGGGGAUGGUGACGGGCUUCCCUGAGUUGGGCAUCCCUCCUCUUGACCCUCUGGUGAUUGACUCCAUCCCUUACAAUGUCUCCUGGGAUAAUAAUACGGUGUACGGGAACAUGUCAGGCUCCGAGUUAGUGGACCUGGCCACCUUCCAGACAGCCAAGGUGUUGGUGAAUGUAUUUGGCCUCAGUGUAGACAUCGGCCUCCUGCUGGACGCCCUUGAGCUGCAUGGGGCUUAUGUCAUGGACGGCCGCGCCCUCGACCUCCACGUGUUUGGUGAUGGUGCCUAUCAUAUCAAGCUGAAUGAGAUCACCCUCUCCUUCUUUAUGAAACUUGGACUGGGGAAGUACGUGUCUGUGAAGGAAAUGACAGCUGACUUCACACUUAAGAGCUCUAAAGUAAGUUUAUUGGCUGACUUCACACUUAAGAGCUCUAAAGUACAGUUCGAGCACCUGAUGAACGGCGGCAUCACCGGGGCGCUGAUCAACGAGGCACUAAGUGUGGAGCUGCCCAAGGUGCUGGGGGUGAUGGAGAACUUGGUGAUACCUCCGCUGAUGGACCUCCUUCAGAACCGCACCAACGAGUUCCUCCGCCAGUACCCCAUCAUCCCGGACUUCAACAUCACCGACAUCUACACUGAUUAACUUGAUGGUGGUAUACGGUACACACGACACCAUCCAAGGUACAGAUAAAGAGUCGUUCUACCUCUCUUUCUCUGUACCUUGACACCUUUAUGGUAGAUUAAAUCCAGGUCAAAAGAUUUAGUUGUGUUUAGGGAUGGAUAAGUUUUACUUUAGGAAAUAAAUAUGUGAAAAGUAACAUCAUUAACGCAUAAACUAGCCUAUUGUUAGUUGUUACAGUCUCCAUUAAUUGUAUAUAAUAUAUUCUUUAUUGGUCAAGAUCAAUUUAGUCGAGUAGAGGUUAAAACAGUCCACUGUACUUUGUGAAAUGAAUAAAAUAAAUGAAUAGAAACAUCA